AACUCCGAAAACAUGUCCGUCAUUGAAAUCUUGGGAGGUAUCAAAGCCGAACCAAAAGAGCUGUUAGAAGUUGAGAUAGAAGAAAUUACUGUAGAUGAUAUAGUGGACAGUGAAAAUUGGGACAACAAUAUAGAGAGAAAAUCCUUGAUCACGCCUUCGAUUCAUAUUAUUUCUAAAGAAGAAGUUCUGGAGGAAAAAAAUGAGGCCAAUCAAAAAGUUGUUAAAACAGCUCCAAAACGGAAACAAGUAGUUGCUAAGAAACGGUCAGUCAAGAGACCUGUACCUGAGCAGUUAAUCCUAAAUUAUAAUUCUCAUAAGUCCAAAAGGAUACAGGAACAUGAAAUGGAAAUAGAUGAAGAUGGCUUAUAUAGUUGUCUCUACUGCAGUUACCGACAUGAAAAUAAGGCAUAUACUGUGAAGCAUAUAGUCAGCAGGCAUCGGCCCAAGCAAAAAUGUCCCCACUGUCCGUUCGAGACCAUAACAAAGCAACGCAUGCAGGUGCACAUGCGGAAACACGACUACCCCAAUAGAUGCAAGCAGUGCGACUUCAGGACCGAAUCGCGGCCAGAGAUGGUCCGACACAUUUUGGAGUCUCACCAGAAAUUCGUUUGCGAAAAAUGUCCUGACGGAUGCGGGAAAUGUAAACUACGGAAUCAGACUCGGUGCGAGUUUAUAGAUGCCCAACGCCUCAAAUCUCACAUAUUGCACGUUCAUACCCCUGCGGAGCAGAUCAAUUGGUUCCAUUGCGCUCAGUGCGACUCGAAGUUCAAAAUAAAGGCAACGCUCACGAAGCACAUCAAGGAAGCGCACAGUUUUUCGGAGUACGAGUCGUGCGACGUGUGCAAUAAAAAAUAUUCGUCUCGACAUAGAAUGUUAGAUCAUAAACUUCAUGUCCACAAGAGGAAGGCAUUCAAGUGCAACCAAUGCGAUUUCUCUGUAUUUUCCAAGCCUUGCUUUAUCAAUCAUAUGAUGCGACACGGAAACUUGGACGAAGUGGAAGACUUGAAAUGCAAUGUUUGUAACUACACCACCAAGUUCGAGUCUGCCUUAAAAGGUCACAUGAAGAGAGUGCAUUUGAGCCAGAGAGUUCAGUGUGAAUAUUGCGCGUUCCAGACGAACAACAAAAACAUAUUAAAGCUGCACUUGAUAAGCAAGCACGACCAGAAAGACGGGCCGUGCUAUAAGUGCAAACAUUGCGAUUAUCAGACGCACCGAUUGCAUACUUUAAGAAUGCACGAGCUGAAACACAAGAAGCCCGACGAGUUGGAAUACUUUUACUGUUAUCACUGCCCGUUUAAGGCGACCCGCAAGGAUAACUUGAAAGUGCAUAUUUUCAAGCACGACGCUUUCAGGCAACGGUACAUAUGUUAUAUUUGCAAUUACGCCGCCAACUCGAAAUUUCUUCUCAUCAAGCAUAUCGACAAACACUCGCGCGACACCAACGAAUCCGAAUCGGUGAAAAUUAAAACGUCAAAAAAAUAAUGGGAGUUAUUAGGAUACAUUCGUAUGUUGAGAAAACCGACUAAAAUAUUUUUCACCAAUCCUUUUUGUUUUUCAACUUCAACAAAUGUAACCAAAGCCUUAACCAAUUGGCAGAGGGCGCACUAUGUUUUGAUAGCAUGUGAAGCUGGAAGUGGGCGGCUCAGACCGAGGUCCACAAAUCUACUACUAGAGCAGGAAUAUUUAAAGUUCUGGUGUGGUAUAUGGUGGAUUAAAAAUAAAAAUAAAAUAUCUGACGCUUAAAAAUUGAGGCUACACAGAAUCUCAACCCUUAAAAUUAACAAAAAAAAAAUACUCACAAAAAAUUUUGUCACAAUUUGAUAUUAUCUGUAUGUAUAGGUUUUGUAUAUUAUAUUUUGUGUAAAGUGAAUAGUGCUAUUAAGGUAAUGUUGGCGGUCUUAACACUGUAACACUUUUUCUUCCUUUCCGGAAUUCAAAAAUCAGUUUAAAAUUUUUAAGAUUUGCCAAAACUAAACGUUUUAUAUUUAAUUUAAUUAAUAAUUUAAUAUUUAAUAAUUUUAUAAAUAAGAAUAAUAUAUAUAGUUAUUGCAAAUACCAACAGCCGGAACUGUUGUGCUCGCGUAGAGUCCAAACGCUGUCAGUUAAGAAACGUUUGAACUACCAUAUUAUUCGAACCAGGCAUACAGGUUGUAUAUAUGUUCAUUUGACAUGUUUAACUUGAAGUCACCCCAGCAACACAAAUCAAAUCACAUUUGAUAAAGACACGGUGUUGUCGAAACAAUUGUCGUGUGAAUAUCUAAACUUUUAGUGCUUAUUUAUUUUGAGAAAUGAAUAGCACGUAUUUUGAAAUAAGACGUUAACGCUUUAGAUGUCAUUGGGGACUGGUUACAUUUUUUAUCUGUGCCUUUCAUCUCGAAUGUGAGGAUGCGGUCGCGAGAUGGCGGCACCGACUCACGUUUUCGAAAUUCUCUUGACUUCCGUGAAAAGAAUAGCGAUAACUUCCACAAGUACUUAGGCUCCAUAUUGUAUAUUCAAAAUCAAAUCAAAAUUAUAUAUUUUGACAUGACAAUUGUUUUGACAACACCGUGUCUUUAUCAUAUGUAAUAUUUACAAACUACCUGUUACUAUACAUAAGAAAAAUGACCAUAAAACUUUAAUUAAUGUUGAACUGAGGAGGCUUGUACUUGAUGAAAAUCCAUUUAUCAAAAUAAUAAAUAAGAAGAAUAAGAACACAUUUGAUAAAGACACGAUGUUGUCGAAACAAUUGUCAUGUCAAAAUAUAUAAUUUCGUGAAAAUCUGAACUUUUAGUUUUUAUUUAUUUUGAUAAAUGGAUUUUCAACAAGUAAAAGCUACUUCAAUUCAACUUCGCAUAAGUAACUUAAUAGGUUGAUUUAUUUUUGUAAUGAUAAGGGUUUCAGGGUGUUUUUAACUUAUAAUUUUUAUACAAACGUCUAACACAUGUUGUCGUAGUUUAUUCCAUUCUGUAAAAAAUAUGUUUAUAUACUAUGUACUUUUGGAAUUUUACUUUCACGUUUAACACAAUAUUUUAUUUUUAUUAUAAUUGUAUAUAAUUUUAAUGUGAAUUUAAUUUUUAAAUUAAUGCUGUUGCGAAUAGGUGUACUAGUUGACCCCUGUUUUAAUUCGUUAUUUUUUCAUUUACAUUUAUUCAACAUUAGGCGUACAA
This is a messenger RNA of Cylas formicarius (sweet potato weevil), 3146 nucleotides long. RefSeq names its product zinc finger protein 711-like. The transcript has 6 exons. Bases 13 to 1482 code for a protein of 489 amino acids. Lineage: Eukaryota; Metazoa; Arthropoda; Insecta; Coleoptera; Brentidae. Gene Ontology annotation, biological process: regulation of gene expression. Gene Ontology annotation, cellular component: nucleus. The record is from RefSeq and is a predicted model, not a curated record.